CGUCAUGCGAAGCACCUAAGUACAAAACCACGCAUGAGUAGUGAACGCGAACCAUUUGAUGAUGAUCUCCAUCAUCAGCUCAGCAAUCACGAUUACAGUUUGCAAGCCGAUGAUCAUCGUGAUGAAGGAAUCGUAAUUAGCGAGUACGAGUACCGCCGAGGCCGUGAAUACUGGCAUGCAAGGCAAGCCUUCCUAAAGAGCUACCACUUCUCCUCCUCGUCGCCGCCGCCAGAAGAAGAAGAAGAUCAUUGCGAACAUCAUGACCGUCACGAUGAUCGUCAGGUCAGUGGGUUCAAGGGGAAGCUCAAGAGGUCGAUGAAGGGUCUUAACAAGACGGCCGAGGGAGUGGCGAAGGAGGUCCGUCGAGGAAUAAUGCCCAAGAGGAGGCUCAAAAUUAGGGUUUUCAGGGUCAAGCUCAGUCUGCAUUCUUCUUUGGUUGCGUUGACCAUGAGAUGUUUCAUUCCUUGGUUUAGCAAAGUUGAGCAUGUGCAAUGAUCCCCAGCUCAACUUAGGGUUUGACACCAAAAGCUCUCUACAUGGAUACAAUUUGAGCUCAAAAGGAUGCAACUACUCUCCUUCCAAACACCAUAUACUCCUAUCAAUGUAGAUUUGAACUCUUGUGAGUGAGUUUGGCAAGAAGUACUCAUGUCCACAGAAAUUUUUCAAGAACUUAUCAAAAUCAACAAUUCAUGUCAUCAUAAACAAAGGGUAAAGGAGAAAUUACUACUUCUCAACAUGGUAUCGAAAUUAGGCAAUGAAUACCGCACGAUACGAGCUCACGGUCCGGUCUCGAAUGGCGCAUGUUCCUCUCAAGGAUACGGUUUUUGAUUUAUCAGCAAUCAAAGCAAAAUCUAACUCUCUCCUAUUCAAGAUUGGUGUCACUGUUCUGGACACCGUGGGUGGGGGGACCAUAAAAAAAGGUCUGUUCUCUCUUAGAACAGCUCACACAUGGGGGGG
Rhodamnia argentea is the source of this 957-nucleotide messenger RNA. RefSeq lists its product as uncharacterized. The transcript has a single exon. The coding region runs from base 34 to 495 and encodes 153 amino acids. The record is from RefSeq and is a predicted model, not a curated record. Lineage: Eukaryota; Viridiplantae; Streptophyta; Magnoliopsida; Myrtales; Myrtaceae.